CUGCUUAUUUAUUGGUCAUUUUCUUCUUAUUCAGCUUCUUCUAUCUCUUCCUCCAAUUCUUCCUUUUAUUCUUUUAUCCUUCAACUUCUCCUUCUUGUACUACUUUAUACUACUUACCUUAUUUCAUCCGCUUUUUUUCCUCAAUUUUUCUUUAUCUUCUUGUUUUUUUGGUUUUUCUUCCUCUUCUCGUCCAUUUAUUGUCUUUAUCUUGUCAAUCAUGUUCUUCACCUCCUCUUUGCUCUUCUAGCUCUUCAUGCAUUUCAUGCUUCCUCCUUCGUUUUAUCUUUCCCGCUGCUCUUUCUCUUCAUUCUCUUUUUUUGUCAUUUCCUUUUCUUUCUGCUCUUCACGUUCUUCUCGUUCCUCCCAUUCUUCCCCUAUUUUGUGCCCAUCUUGCUCAGCCCAUUCUCCUUGCUUUACUGUUGCCUUGUCUCCUGCCAGUCUCCUCAAGCCAGAACAGGCCAUCCGGUCUUCCGGUUGCCACGACAGCCGGAACUGGCUAGACCCUGUAUCCGGUGCGACGGAGUACAGUUGGCAGGAGAGAGACGAAAGUCGUGUGUGUUUGAGGGUGGGGCGAGCAAGUCACACCAGCCGGUGUCUGAACUGCAUGUGUUUCGGAUUCACCACUUUGGUGGGGCGAGGUUUCCCUGCCUCUGCUUGCCCAACAUGUGCCCCUCGUCUCGGCCCCGCCGAGCCACCACUGACCGUUGGUUGUCACCAUCAAUCCGGUCCCUUUUUCCCUUUUUCUCUUUUUCCCUUUUUCAGUACGUCCGACUGUCCGACGAAGACAAAUUGGAGGAUAUAAUGACGCUGAUGAAGGACCAUUGGCGCAUGAUGGAACCGCUGCCACCGGGCCUCUGCAUUUCCGUGAUUGGCGGUGCCAAGAACUUUCAGCUGACCGGACGUAGUAAAGAGACUUUCAAUCAUGCAAGUUCACCUUUUCUCAAAAUGCUCAUGUCAACUGGUCAAUUUGCAUAG
This is a messenger RNA of Protopolystoma xenopodis, 975 nucleotides long. The record is from the annotation of a GenBank genome assembly. NCBI's taxonomy places the organism in Eukaryota, Metazoa, Platyhelminthes, Monogenea, Polystomatidea, Polystomatidae.